CUACUUUCGGCUUUCUACUAAAAACGAAAGUAGAUUCCUUUGGUGGGAUUUCCAAUCUGAUAUCAGUAAAAACACCUCAUUUAUUUGGCAAAAUGUCAUUAGCACUGAGGAGAAUCACCAGCUGUACCAGAUUUACGAGCGGAGAUUCCACCAACUCGGAACUAUUUUGCAGCUGCUUUUGAAGAACCAGAAAGAACUCCACCCACCAAGAAACGUCAUCGUCAUAAAAAUAAGAUGUUUUCUGAUCGCAAGAAACUGACCUUGGGGAAAGGUCGCAUUAAUGUCUGUGUAAUCAAGGGAGAUCUUACACAGGAAAAGGAUUUCAAAUCUCAAUAAAUGUCAAAUGUAAAAAAGUGAAACUUCAGGUGCACAAGCGAAAGAAAAAAAACUUACUAAAACAUUUGGUCUUUUAUUUAUGGCAACAAACCAAUUACCAAAUAGUGCAACACUGCACAAAUGUAGGAGAGGCAACCAACAAAAACUUGGCAAAGGUGGAUGUAAUAGUAUGUACUGCCAACAAGCCUCUUGACCUCAGUAAAGGUCGCGCCUCGAGGACCAUUUUAGAGGCAGCUGGAGACGGCAUGGCAGAUGAGGUAAAGGCUUCGUACCCAGAUGGUAUCGAUUAUGGGGAGGUUGCUGUUGUAAACUCUGGGAAUCUCGCCUGCAAGAAAGUGUACUUUGUUGCCCUGCCCGUGGCUGGGACCGGGGUGUUAGAUGACAACAAGAUGCUUCACAACACUGUGACCAUGUGUCUAGAAAGGGCAGAUCAAAGCAAGUUUGAAUCCUUGUCCAUCCCGGCACUGGGCACAGGCCUUCUGAAGUACACCACCGCAAUCGUUGCCAUGGAAACAAUACAGAGUGUAGAAGACUUCAGCAACAGUAACCCUAGCACCAGCGUCAAAUAUGUCAAUGUUGUUGUGUACUAUCAAGAUGACGACUCCUUUACGGCUUUUGAGGAGGAAGCACGUGGUCGCGCUGGACGACCGAUAAACCUCAAUGGGGUUCUGUCUUCAUCUGGGCCCGUAUUACCCCCGAGGGCAUAUGCAGGGGUCAGGUCUAUCAUGAGGGGUAUCAACUACAGUGGUCCACAAAAGGAUGGUUGCCUAGGAAACAUCAGUGUUAAAGUAGUGACUGGCACACUGGCAAAAUUCAAAGCUGAUGUCCUAGUGAGCAACUGUGGCAAGGAUUUGAAACUAAAGAAUGGAGCCCUGGCGGAGUCCCUGCUUGAGGCCGCAGGAUCUCAACUGCAGGAUGAAUGUGAUCAGAACUACCCAAACGGUAUCCGGCAGGGAGACGUGGCAGUGACCAGCGGGUAUAAUCUAGAUUGUGAAUACGUGUUUCAUGGUUCUCUACCAAACUGGGACAACAAAGGUCUAACGGCUAAAAAGGCACUAUGUCGCUUCAUCGAUAAUUGUCUGAAAGAGGCAGAGCAACGGUCUCUAAGCACGAUGGGGAUUCCCGCUCUUGGGACUGGUUCGAUGAAAUUUCCUGCCAAGGUGAGCGCAGAGCAGACGUUUCAAUGCAUCAGUAAGUUUGUGAACAACUACCCGCAGGGAACCAGCCUCAAGUGUAUCACUAUUAUCGUGUAUGACAGGGCGGCAGACUGUACAUUGGUGAAACAGGCAUUUGAUGAAGCAUUACAACAAACUUUGCAAGAAAAUGUCGAUGAUGAUGAUGCGGGCGACAUAGCCGAUGUUGAGCAGAAGAUGCAAAUGAAGCUUCUUAUGACUGCUGCAAAGAACUCCCUCGAGCGCACAUGUGCGGCUGACCCAGGCACAGAAGAAUGGUUCAAGUUCAUGUACAAGUCCGAGCCCUGUUCUCCAAGCUACUGGACUACGUUCCACAGCAGAAAGACCCUGAAGGACUGGGGCCUUGAGGCCAAAAAGAGGCCCUUUAUUCGUUUGCCUAUUCAAGGUCAAGACUUUCAGGAUGUAGUGAAACUUGUGCAGGACACUUGGGAUGCUCAGCAUGUGGGUCACGGGCGCGAUGCCCAGGGUCUGGGUGGGCUGAACUACACCAAGGUGAAGGUCACAAAAGUUGAACGAAUAGAAAAUUAUGAACUUUUUCAUAAAUAUGCAGUUAAGAGACAGGAAUUGUUUAAAAAAGCAUUAAAUACGGGCAGGCCAUUUAAGUCUGUAGAAACCUUGAAAGGGUCAAAGGGAAAAGUAUUAACAACUAGCAAGAUAGGAAAUAACUCGGUGCUAGCUAACGAGGUGUAUCAUGAAGUAAACGAACAUUAUAUGUUUCAUGGGACAGAUGUGGUGGAUAAAAUAGUGGAACAGGGUCUUGAUUGUAGACUGGCUGGUCAGACUGCCAUGUUUGGACAGGGUGUCUACUGCGCGGAAAGUUCAACAAAAUCAGAUCAAUAUGCAGAUCCAAAAGGUAUGCGGUCACUAACCGACAGGAAGAUGCUGCUGGUGAGGACAUGUCUAGGAGAACCGUUCGUCACUUCCAGCGCAAAGUCAUAUGCGCGACCCCCCUGCAAGUCCUGCUUAGAGGACAAGUGCCACUGUUCCAACAACCAGUUCUAUGACUCAGUCAUUGGAGAUGGGUCGUGGAAUUUCCGUGAAUUUAUCGUAUACAACAUGACUGAUGUAUAUCCAGAGUAUAUUGUCACUUAUAAUCGCGUUUAGUGGCAAUGCAAUUGUAAUUUGUUUUAUUACUGUCUAAGUUUCUUAAGAUGUACCUUAUUUUGUAUGGAAUAUUAAGUAAAUAGUAUUAAGUCAUGCUUUAUUAACACUUCCUUGAACGUUAAGGUAUUUCUGAAUUAAUUUGUGUGUGUGUUUUUCGAUUGCCAUUUUUGCCAUUAUAUUUAUGAAAUAUUUUGUGUUGGUUUUGGUGAAUCAAGAAAAAUGUCAUUAUUUCACAAUAUUUGUCACAUUUCAUGUCAUUUUACACAAUAAGCAUGUUUUCAAUGCUUAAGGAAAUAUCAUAGGGACAAUUGUAUGUUCAUUUGAAAUGGACCUACUGUCUUGCCCACCAAAUAAAUUGUUCCAAAAUCUGUGAAAUUAUUUACAUUUACCGAAAUUUGAUGGACUCAAGUCAGUGUUUUGUUACUUGGAAAAUUAGCUUAAUCGCCUUGACUUAGAAUGCAGGUUAUACUUAUGUAAGGAAUUUGUGCCGUUAUAGCAACAUAACAUUAACCUGGCACUUAGGAACUUUGUUAGCCUAAAUUAUACACCAUGCUAUUUCAUGUAUUUGCAUGUGAUGUUGUUCAUGCACGUUUUGCACGAGUUUUUUGAGGCCAUACAUACAUUAUUCUAGUGGGUAUGCUUCAAUCAAAUUAAACUACUUCCUAGUCAUUCAUAAAGAUUAGCGCCAGAUUAAGAAGUGCGAGCUCUCCAAAUGUCAUCAUUAAUGUCCUUUUAUUUUCCAAUUGUCCUUCGCUUUAAUAAAAAUGCCACUAAAAUUUGUGUCAACUCUCAACUCAUUUUACUGCCAGUUGUAUUUCACUCAAACUUUCUCACCUAUCAAACCUUCAUAUGCAUGUAAGACAUUGACCGAUUUUUUUACU
Messenger RNA from Dreissena polymorpha, 3514 nucleotides. RefSeq lists its product as uncharacterized. Gene Ontology annotation, molecular function: transcription corepressor activity; NAD+ poly-ADP-ribosyltransferase activity. Gene Ontology annotation, cellular component: cytoplasm; nucleus. Gene Ontology annotation, biological process: negative regulation of gene expression. The record is from RefSeq and is a predicted model, not a curated record. The coding region runs from base 582 to 2633 and encodes 683 amino acids. NCBI's taxonomy places the organism in Eukaryota, Metazoa, Mollusca, Bivalvia, Myida, Dreissenidae. The transcript has 13 exons.